AUGAGGAAGGAGAUGGACGAACUGAGGAGCGCCAUUAAGGAGAAGAUGGACCGAAGUGUAGACAGAAUGGUAAGGGCUACGGAUUCGCCUUUCACCACGGCGGUACUUGAAUGCCCUGUACAGUCAAAGUUUCGCUUGCCUCAACUUGAGCCGUUUGACGGACUUAGAGACCCUCAGGAUCAUCUUAAUACCUUUAAGACGACUCUAGGUCUUCAACAACCACUUGACGAGAUACUAUGUCGGUCCUUUUCCACCACUCUCAAAGGAGCUGCAAGAGAAUGGUUCACGAAGUUGCCUACCUCGUCCGUGGACAACUUUGAGCAAUUGAGUAAUGCCUUCCUGCGCCAUUUCAUAGAGGGGCAACGUCCAAAGAGACCGGCAGACUACUUACUCACCAUUAGACAGGUAAAGAAGGAAACUUUGAGAUCGUAUGUCAAACGCUUUACCCUGGAGACUCUAGAGGUGGACGAAGCCGAUGACAAGGUGCAGCUGACGACCUUCAAAGCGGGACUGAGGUCCAGAGAUCUCGUGGCCUCCCUCGCAAAGAAUCCACCAAAGACGAUGGCAGAAAUGCUGCUGAAAGCACAAAAGUACAUGAAUGUUGAAGAUGCAUUAGCAGCCAUAAAGGAUGCAGAGAAGCCAGGAGACAAGGCAAAGAGAGAAGACGACCGUAGGGGGCAAAAGAGAGAGCGACCGGACAGUCGGAAUAAUGACGGGAAUAAGAGGUAA
This is a messenger RNA of Quercus lobata, 729 nucleotides long. RefSeq lists its product as uncharacterized. Bases 1 to 729 code for a protein of 242 amino acids. The transcript has a single exon. Lineage: Eukaryota; Viridiplantae; Streptophyta; Magnoliopsida; Fagales; Fagaceae. The record is from RefSeq and is a predicted model, not a curated record.